CGGCUUUCCGGUCUUGCGAUGGCAACGAUAUCGGACCCGCAGGCCCGGCGGCUGCUCGACGCCGUCGACGUCGCCAAGCGCGCGCUCGCAGCCUUUGACGCGACGCCGCUCACGCCGCCUUCAGUCGUCGUCGUGGGCAUGCAGGCGGCGGGCAAGUCGUCGCUGCUCUCACGCAUCGCCGACGUCCCGUUCCCGCACGGGACCCACGACGGCGCCUGCACGCGCGUGGCGUACGAGCUCACGCUGCGCCGCUGCGACGCGCACGAGGCGCCAUCGACCAAAGUGCUCGCGCACAAGGCCGCGCUCUCGGAUUUCGUCUCCAAGGAGCGCCUCGAGUACGCGCAGAGCCUCGUGCUGCAGGGCCAGAGCUACGACUGCCACCACAAGGUCCACGUCGUCAAGGCCGACGCGUACCUCCCCGAAGCCAUCCUCGUGGACCUCCCGGGCGUGCCGUACGAGCACUGCAAGUCGGUGUCGCACCAAGAAGACCGCGACGUGCUCGACCUCCUCCGGACGUACAUGGAGCCAGAGCACGGCCUCAUCUUGCACGUCGUGCCGCUCAACAAGCCAUUGGAAGCGAUCCGGUCCUGGGACCUCGUGCGGCAGAUGGACCCGAGCCUCGACCGGACGCUCAACAUCUUCACCAUGGGCGACCUCAGCGACGACUGCCCGGACGCCGAGUACAUUGCUGCGACGCUGAUUCCGCGCGAUCUACUCGUGCCGUCGGAAGCCAUUUUGAUUCUGGACCACGACGACGACGCGACCGAAGGUCUCCACACGCUCCUCAACGAGCGCAUGCUGCAGUACGUCAUGGACAUGAGUCUGCCGGCGCUCGAGCGUCAGAUCCAAGUGCAUCUCGGGACGUGCGCGAGUACGUUGGCCAAGCUCGAGCAGCAGUCGUUCCGGCUGGGCUUGCUCAUGGCGCGCGAAGUGCACGACGUGGCGCAGUCGAUUCGAACGAUCUUUGACGCGUUCUUGCCCGAGCUCCGCGUCUCGAUGGAGCGCGUCGUCCAUGACAUUCUCGCGUGGGAAAUGACGCCGUUCGGGUCGAUCCAGUCGCUCGACGACCGGCGCCUCGACCUCGCGGCCUUUGAAUCCCUCGGGAAGCUCUCUGGCGACGCGGCGCUUCUACUCGACCUCGUCGUGGAAGUCAAGGAGAUGACGUUUCGGUCGCGCGGCGUUGCGAACGAGUCGUUCCACCACCCGCGCAUGCCGCUGCAGAAGUGGACCGAGGUCUUCGCCACGCACACACACAGCAUCAUGCGCACGUUCGUCGAUGAGCUCUUUGGGCUCUUCCACGACGAACUCCGCGCCAGCGUCCACGGCAACGAGCGCUACACGGACUCGAUGCGCCACAUUGGCCUCCGCACGUUGCUGAACGCGCUCCAAGCGACAAAGGCCCGGGCGACCACGGUCGUCGAGAACAUCCGCGACUGGAACCUCGGACCGGAUCUGUACACGACCAACACGGAAGCGCUGGCGGCGGCGUCGCGCCCGAGUGACGCCGAAGCGUCAUUGCUGGCGCAAGCCGUGGACACGCGGCCGCAGUGGGCUCCCCACUUUGAAGCGCUCUUUCACAUCCGCGGGUUCCUCCGCGUGCAGCAACACCUUGUGGGCGAUGCGAUGCAGCGCGAGAUUCUGCGGCUUCUGCGCGGCUUUAUGGCCGACGUCGAGCGGCUUUUGCAUGAAUGCAUGGACGAGAUGAUGAGCGAAACGGAGAAGAGCCAGCGACGACCGCCCACGGCCGAGAUGGGUGCCAUCGGCCGCCGCAACGAGUGGCUCGCGCGGCAGCAGGCGCUGUACGAAGCCCUCGCAGGUCUCGGCCGGUACCUCCCGCCCGUGACCGUCGUCUCGGGCCGUGACCCCAGCGAAAUCAAGCGGCGGCGCAUGGUGUAG
This is a messenger RNA of Saprolegnia parasitica CBS 223.65, 1896 nucleotides long. RefSeq lists its product as hypothetical. The transcript has a single exon. Bases 19 to 1896 code for a protein of 625 amino acids. The record is from RefSeq and is a predicted model, not a curated record. Gene Ontology annotation, molecular function: microtubule binding; GTP binding; GTPase activity. Gene Ontology annotation, cellular component: membrane; cytoplasm; microtubule. Lineage: Eukaryota; Oomycota; Saprolegniomycetes; Saprolegniales; Saprolegniaceae.